Messenger RNA from Cinara cedri, 4272 nucleotides. The record is from the annotation of a GenBank genome assembly. Lineage: Eukaryota; Metazoa; Arthropoda; Insecta; Hemiptera; Aphididae.
AUGGACUUAUUUCAAUUUCAAGUAAGUAAUCGUAAAAAUAGACUAAAUAAAUUGGUUAGUUAUAGUGAAAUAUAAAUAUAUUAUAUUAUUAGUUGUUUUUAGACGCAAUUAAAAUCGUAAAAACUUAUAUUUUACUACUCUUUGUAAAAUUUAUUCUCAGGGUAUCGAUUUGUUUGUUUAUUCGAGUACGGGCACUUAACGUAAUAAUAUGAUUAAUUUUAUUUGUUAUUUUAUAGUACACAUGUUUUUAUAAAUUAAUUGACACCUACCUACUACUUUUAGUUAAUUCGUAUAAAUAUAGUUAUGAUUUAAGAAUAAUUUUUUAAAUAUUGGGUAAAUAUCUAGGAAAUUCGUUAUCAGAAUCUUAAAUAAUUAUUGAUACAUUAAUUAUUAUUAACUAAUUCAACGUAUACAAUACAUAUAUGUGUACCUAUUAAAUAAAUACCAAGAAUGUAUAAUCUGCAAUAUUGAGCGUUUAAAAACGGGUGUAUAAUCUUAAUAUCUAGAUAUAAAAGUAAGUAUGAUAUGUAGUGACAUCUCCAGACCUUGGCUUGGUGGGGACGAAAUAGUUAAAUUUAAUAUUAAUAAUUGAUAAGAAAAGAGACUGAAAAACUUCGCAGUGGGAGGAUCACUGUUGUAGAUGAGAAGUUUGGAAAGUAGGAUUUGAAAGAAAUUAAUAUAUAUCUGUACCUAAGCAAAUUUAAGUAUUGCCAACAAAAAGCGUUUCUGAGUGGACCUCGGUUAAUAGUGCUGCUCAGAAACGUCUUCGAAUCAAUUCAAUGGGCGGAGGGCGGCGAACAAUUUUUACUCUUGAAUACCACCGCUUUGAUCAACAAAAACUUAAAACCUUUAUGUCCGAUGUCAUUUCAGCUUAUAUUAGCUUAGAAGACUACGGAUAUAUUGUACAAAUGCAGUAAAACAGUACAAGUUAAAAGUUAAAUUAAUUUUUUUCACAUUAAGUAAAUAAUAAUUAAAAUAAUGAUAAUAUGAAUAAUAAAAAUAAUAAUAAUAAUAAAUAAAAGUUAGAUGAUCAAGCCUAAAAUACUUUUAUUUUAAGCAGCGUUUUGCAAACGGUUUUAUCAACAAUAUUUUCUAUGUUAAUGUUUUCAUUCGACGAAUAUUUAAAAGUGUUAAGCCAAUUAACAUCUGCUCAAAACAAUUUUUUUAACACAAAUUACGACUUUUAAUAAACCUCAUGUUAAAAUCUCAAACAUAUCUGUUUGGUCUAACAAUUUCAUCUACAGAAUACCUACCGAAUACAAAUUACGUACAAAACUCGUAAAAUUGAAAUAUCUAUAAAUUGCUCAAAAAUUUUACAACAUCAAAAAUAGGCAAAUAUAAGUUUUCUAUCGAAAUUUCAUGUUUCUACGGAUAUUUUUAUCUGAAUUACAUCAAAAAACAAAAUUGAACAUAAUAAAAGCAUUAUUUUCGUACAUUUUCCUGUUUUUCUUACGUUUUAUCCUAGGUUUUUUUUAACAUUAUUAAAUCUGCUUUGAAAAUCAAAAAAUGACCUUCCUUAAGUACCAUCUAGUCAAUAUGGCAAUAUUUUUUUUUUCAAAAAAGGUGCUAAAUUUAUAUAUUGAAGCAAGAUUUCUAGUAGAAAUUUUUGUCACAGUAUAAAAAAAAAAAACAAUAUGUAAAUUAUAAUAUUAAUCUUAUUAAGUAAAUAAUCUUAAUUAAGUAAAUAUAAAAUUUAAAUUAAAUUAAUCAUUUCCAAUUUCGGUUCUAAAAAUAUAUUAUUCUAUUAUAUCUUUGCAAAUUGAUUGUUCCAAACUAGUUUUCCAUAAUUCUAUCUCACCCUUGAGAGAAUAUUUAUUGAAAUUUAUAAAUGAGAAGUGUUUCAAAUUUGUUUCAAUCAAAGUAUUUCCAAAAUCCGGAAUCAUCUUUAUGGCAUUUGGAACCAGUUGUAUAUAUACUUAUUUGUAUUAUGGAUAUUUUGUAUAACAAAAAAGAACAUAAUACAGAUUAUAGGGAGGGGGAACGAUCGCCCGCCUCUCAGGGACGCGCGUAAUUAUAUGAAUAAUAAUAUUAAACUGUUUCACACGACUUUUUAAAUUUAAAUUUAAUAAUUGCAAAGUCAUAAUGCAUUAAUUCACGUUAAAUUUGAAUUGGUUCUAGAGGAAUUAAAAUAUAUAAAAUAGUAUUUUGUUUUACUAAAAAUCAAUAUUCAAAAUAUAAUAUGUUUUUGUUUAGAUUGUAUAUGAAUUUAAAACAUCCAUUAGAAUAAUUUGUGUAAGGCAAUAUAUAUAUUGAAAUAUUAUAAUGAAACUAUACAGAUUGCCAAAGUGUGUAAAAACGAUUGUAAACAAUAAAUAUGGUCAUGUUUACUAAUUUUGUAAUAUUAUUAUUAUAUAUUAUUAUAUUAUUGUUAUAAUUUUUAUUGUUAUAAUAAUUGUUAUUAUGGCUUUUAUUAUCAUUAUUAUUAGGUUAUUGUAGUUUUAAUAAUAUGCUACGAACAAUUCAGUGACGCGAACAACGUCAAUGUCCCGAACGAGCGCCAUCCAGCAGACAGAUCAAGGUGAACGUCAUCAUUUAUUACACGUGUAUAAUAAUUGACAGACUGUUACUAAAUCAUAUGAGAGGAAGAACACCUAUUGGUUUCGGCUAGUAAAUUAUCAGGUUUUAGAUAAAUUAAAUAACAAAUCAUAGGCCAGGGUUUGGCAAACUUUUUUAACUGGUAGCCAGCAGAAAAAACUCGAAACAUAGGUACUUGUGGCAGGUUGAUUUAAUUUAUUUAUAUUUGAAUUAGGUAGGUGUACGACUUUUAUACGUUUUUUUCUCAUCUUAUUCUUACGUUAUUUAUCUUUCUUUAUUUUAAUUAAUAAAUUUGGUUCGUGGGUUGCACCAAGAGUGGUCACAAUCCAUAUAAUAUGACCAUGUGACGUGGUUUACCAAUUCUUGGCUAUAACUAUAAUAUUAUAAAACCUCUGCUAAUUUAUAACUAUAACUAUUUGUAACUAUACACGCUAGUUACUUCUUACUUAUUAAAGUAAAAAUAUAACAUGAGAAAAUCAAAUUGUAUGUUUGCUUUAAAAAAAUGUACCUACUGAGAUGAUCAUAAUACUUUAACUUUAUAUAAUAUAAAUAACCAUAUAUUACUUAAUUAAAAUACGUGUUCAUUUCAGGCCAAAAAAAUCAGUUGAUACAGAAAUUUAUGUAGCACUUCCACCAGAUACUACCAAGACCGGCAAACUACAAAACAGUCCUCCAACGUUAAUACGCCUGGAUCCUAAUUCUCCCAAUAGGUUCAAGGGCAAGUUUCCAACGCCAAUCGAACGUUUUAUACAGCGCAUACAAAACUAUUUCUCUGUAUAUAAUCCACCGGAGUAUUUAAAUGACCUGCAGAGACCUGGUAUUAACAAUCCAGAACAUGACGAAGACCAAGUAAACCCCUCAAAUGACACACAGAUUAUACUACCAUGUAACGGUACAAGCACAAUAGUAAUCAUUCCAAUGCCAUUAGAAAAUGAAAAUUUGUCUAGCGACCAAAAUAUAAAUCCAGACAAACUCGAAGUUUACAGCACACCGACCACACUUAAAUCAGAUUGUCCUGAUGAAGUAACUACGACGAAGCCAAAAUGCCCAAAUGAAACUACGCCAAAACCAGUGUCCUACACUAAAGAAACAACAACUAUAAAACCCAACUGUCCAGAAAUGACUACUCCAAAGCCCGACUGUCCAGAAGUAACUACUCCAAAGCCCGACUGUCCAGAAGUAACCACUCCAAAACCCAACUGUCCAGAAGUAACUACCCCAAAACCCAACUGUCCUGAAGUGACUACUCCAAAACCCAACUGUCCAGAAGUGACCACUCCAAAACCCAACUGUCCAGAAGUGACCACUCCAAAACACAAUUGUCCAGAAAUAACCACUCCAAAACCUAAGUGUCCAGAAGUGACCACUCCAAAACCCAAAAGUCCAACAGUAACUACUCCGAAAUCUAAGUAUCCAGAAGUGUCUACUCCAAAACCUGAAUGUCAAGAAGCAACAUUUCAAAAAUCACCAUGUCCCCCCAAACAAAUAUUAAUUUCAAAUGAACAUAAGCCUGUAUCUGACUAUGGACCUAGUGAAGUACCGCCACUAAACCUAGUAGCCCAGCCAAUUCUAGGUUCCACGGUGGUUUAUUUUUACAAAAAUCCUUCAACUUUACCCCCUCCUAAUUCACCUGCUUACUUUGGGGAUGAAUAUCCCCGUAAACCAAAAUCACCUAUAUUACGACUAAAGCAAUUAUUAUUCCCACGAUUGUACGCGGCUUUUCAUCCUGAAGACUAA